This is a messenger RNA of Suncus etruscus (white-toothed pygmy shrew), 1966 nucleotides long. It is a transcript of the gene TSC22D3, whose product is annotated as TSC22 domain family member 3. The transcript has 3 exons. The coding region runs from base 282 to 689 and encodes 135 amino acids. The record is from RefSeq and is a predicted model, not a curated record. Gene Ontology annotation, biological process: regulation of transcription by RNA polymerase II. NCBI's taxonomy places the organism in Eukaryota, Metazoa, Chordata, Mammalia, Eulipotyphla, Soricidae.
GGCCUAAGGUUGGGGGGGGGAUGUGGUUGAGCUGGGCCCCGGGUCCGGCACAGGACUCAUUUGCAUGGCCCUGACGCGCCCCGUGACGCAGCCGUGCCUCCUAUAUAACGAAGCGGGAGCCGAAAUAUCUCUGAGCCCGAGUGGGACGGCUGGCCUUGGAGUUGGUGACAUACUAGGCGGCACCCCUGUGGUCACUCCCCUGCAACUUGGCCCGGCCCCGCUAGCUAGGCUAGUCGCCCCCAGGCUCCGACUCCCAGACCGAGUGCAGCCCCGCCUGAGCCAUGAACACUGACAUGUACCCGACCCCCAUGGAGGUGGCGGUGUAUCAGCUACACAAUUUCAACAUCUCCUUCUUCUCUUCCCUGCUCGGAGGGGAUGUGGUUUCCGUUAAGCUGGACAACAGUGCUUCUGGAGCUAGCGUGGUGGCCCUCGACAACAAGAUUGAGCAGGCCAUGGAUCUAGUGAAGAAUCACCUUAUGUAUGCUGUGAGAGAGGAGGUGGAGAUCCUGAAGGAGCAGAUCCGAGAGCUGGUGGAGAAGAAUUCCCAGCUGGAGCGUGAAAACACCCUGCUGAAGACCUUGGCGAGUCCAGAGCAGCUGGAGAAGUUCCAGUCCCGCCUGAGCCCCGAAGAGCCAGCAGCUCCCAAAGCCCCACAAGCGCCUGAGGCCUCUGGUGGCUCUGCAGUAUAAGUGGCUCUGUCCUUCUGUUGGGCAGAGCCACUAAAUCAGUUCUACCUAGUUCUUUCCAGUUUGUUUUUUGGUUCCUCAAGCGUCAUCUCAUGUGGCGAACUUUUUAUACCUAGCUGGUGCCAAGAGAUGUCCCAAGGACAUUGGCCACCUGGAUCCACUUCAGUGACAGAUCCCUGACCAACAGCAAGUCUCUGGAGGCUGAGUUGCAUGAAACUCAUAAGCCAAGCCAGGGAGCCUCUAAUGCCUCCAUGCCCUGGAUGCUCCCAGGGCCUGGGCAACUUAGAUGCAACUGGCAGAGGAGAAGAGGUAGUGGGAGAAGAGAUGCCAGUUUGCUCUAGAAAGUCUAAGGGGUCUUUUUGAUUUCGGUGGACAUUUUCAACACCACGUAACAACAACUGCUCCUAUGAAGAAGCCACUUGGGUUUUAGGCAGAGGCAACCUCUUUCUUCUCCCCCUGCCUCAUCAAGGCAGCAUUUCAGGUUGGAGAGAUUGAGCCAAGCCAGUUUCUGUUGUUUCCUAGAAUAUACUGCAUGGCUUUGUUCACAGCCCAGUAUGGGAUUACAGCUUUGGGAUGACCGCUUCUGUUUGGUUUAGUGUUGGCAUAAUUUUUCUGUAUAGCCAGACAUGUUUAUUUUACCCAUAGGACUACAUCUGUAUCUUAGUGUAGCGAUGUAUGCAUCCAUACAUACACUUACAUGUCCAAAGGCCUGCCCAGCCUUGGAAGCUGGUUCCUGAUCUCUUAGAGCUCAUUUUGGACUGUGUUCAUUUCCCCAGUUGAUCUACUUUGUCCUUUAGGUUUAAGGGUGAUGUCAGAGUGAAGUUAAGAAUAGGGUAAGCCUCAGCGUAUAGACAUGUAUGCCUUGCCUACUGUCAUCCAUGCUUCCCACCCCCGGAAGAGAUAUGCGGUCCUCUAUGGAAUGCCACAGCCACCAUUCACUGGUGCUGACUACAUAGAAUGGGGUUGAAAGAUCAGCUAGGACUUCAUAGUCAUCUUUGAAACACUUUUUUUGAGGGGUGAGAAUGCCAGUGGAAAGCUUUCAAGUGAAUUGGCUGGCUAAUGUCCCUUUGAGGACAAGGGCUAAAUGGGGAAGUUUCUGACCCAAUAGGGCCUGGGUGUUGUGCUCAGGGAGCUUGUUGGGUAGAGGGAGGGGUUCUGUAGUAGUGAACACUUUCCACUUUCUGACACCUAAUCCUGAUACUUGUGUCCAGGAUUUUGAUUUUGAUUUAUCAGAUGUAGUUGGAAAUUUCAAUAAAACUUUGUUCUUUUUUUUCUAAAAA